GGCGAAGACCCGGGUAAAACUGGUGAAUGGUAUCUGCCAACAAUCCAGUCUACCUGCUCUCAAUUGGUCAGCAGUCAUCGGGCUUUGAAGAGAAGCCGCGAAGAUACGGACGACGACGAGAAUCAGAAUGGAUGCAGUCCUAACAAGAAG
Acaulospora colombiana is the source of this 150-nucleotide messenger RNA. Lineage: Eukaryota; Fungi; Glomeromycota; Glomeromycetes; Diversisporales; Acaulosporaceae. The record is from the annotation of a GenBank genome assembly.